This is a messenger RNA of Rotaria socialis, 576 nucleotides long. Lineage: Eukaryota; Metazoa; Rotifera; Eurotatoria; Philodinida; Philodinidae. The record is from the annotation of a GenBank genome assembly.
AUGUCUACAAAUGAACCCAUUGGCAAGAAACCAGUGUUCUAUAUUCAAGAUCCUCCAAUCACUUCCGAACUUGAAGAUUUCUUCUGUCAAUAUGCGUAUAUUUCAGCUUCAGCAUUAACUGAACAUCUAAUUAAAGUGCGCGAACAUGCCUGGGAAAAAUUUAAAUACCCAUGCCUUAGAUUCUUCAGCGCUGUAAAAAACGACGGUGCAACAUUGACCGAUUUCGGAUGUUGUCUUGACCAAGAUAUUCGACACCUCGUAUGCGAUGGUGUAGCUCUUGGUCAACUUUGUGGUUACGACCUUGAUCCAUUCUUCAUUGAACUACGCUAUGAAUUAUUUCGUGAUGGUGAAAUAAUGCGACAGAAGAAAAUUUUAAGUGAAGGUGCUAUUUUUGAUGAUGAACUUUUGCGUCAAGUUGAACCAGCCGAUUAUCUCUAUGUCGGCUCAUUUAUACAUCUGUUCGAUGCCACGACUCAGCGAGAUGUGUGCCAACGUCUCACUCGUUUGGCAAAACAAGUGAUCUUUGGUCGGCAGGUGAGCGAUUCAUCAUAUUCUGAACGUCCUCGACAAUCUUGA